UGACCACUCUCGACAUCGCCUUUUGAUAGUUGGAGAAGUAAGUUUUCAUAUUGGAAGGCUCGAUGGACGUAAAGCUAUCUAUAGGUGGGGAGGACGUCGACAUGAACAAGUCGAUCAAGGAGGAGAUCCAGAAGGAUGAAGGAGGAGCUUCCACGGAAUUGUUGGAGAACAAAAUGGAUUCUUUGGAAGAAGGAAUUUGGAAGAGUAGACGUGAGAGAAUGAAUAAUGCAUUGGCAGCUGCGCAAGCCGCAGAGGGACAGGAUCCAGCAAAAGCGUAUGCAGAUGCUCGAAAACUGGCUGAUGUCAUCGAAGGCGCUGACGUCGAAGAGUUCAUUUCCGAGAUCGAAAGGCUAGCCAAUCAAACCGAUCUGUCUGCUAUUUUCAAUUUCUCGGGGCUAUGGAGUGGUUCACUGCUCCACGUUGCAGCAGCCGCCAACAAGGACGACUUCCUAAGGCUUCUGCUUGAUCAUGUCAGUGACCACCUCAUAGCUGCCCAAAAUGAAUGGGAAGAUACCCCACUCCACAUGGCCGCUAAGGCCGGGGGAUCUAGAGCCGCCAUGAUGUUGAUUCGCCGGGCAAGAGACUCGGCCAAUGUUGCGGGCAAUAUUUGGUUCCUGAGGAUGAAGAACAAACAUGGAAACACUGCCUUGCACGAGGCCGUGCUCAAUGGUCACUUCGACAUGGUGCGCCUUUUGUUAAGAGAAGAUUUGGAGCCUGUGUACUGGAAGAAUCUGGCUGGGAAAUCUCCCCUUCACCUGGCCCUUGACACCGACAACUCCGCUAUACAUGAGGUUUUAUUUUCACGCUCACUCAAACCAUCGAGGAUAGAAGGCAUGCCACCCAUUCAUGGUGCUGUUGUACGUGACAACUAUGGAUUAGUCGCCAAUAUACUCCAAUGGAACAAGAAGCUAUUUGCAAUGACUGAUUGUGAAAAGCACAAUGUAUUCCAUAUAGCUGCUUACUUCAAGCGGUCCCAAGUAUUGAUAUCUUACUACCAGAAUUUGAAUAUCUGGCCCGAGAACGGGACAAUAUUGGGGAUCUUCCCAUUCAUAUAGCGGCCAAGAUGGGACAUGUUGAACAAAUCAAAAAGCUACAUCUGGUAUCACAGUUGCCCGACGGACGAGGAAGAACCGUUCUUCAUGUUGCAGCAAAAUAUGGGAAAUUUUCAGCAGUGAGAUAUAUACUCAGACAUCUAGAAGUGGGGAAGCACAUAAAUGCAGUAGAUCAUGCUGGAAAUACACCUCUGCACUUGGCUGCGAUGCAUUCACAACCCAGAGCUUUGACUCUUCUUUUGCUGGAUAAUAGAAUUCAAGUCACCGUUACCAACAACAAAUGCCUGACCGCUCUCGACAUUGCUCGAGAAUGCAUCACAAGGAAGCACGCAUUUCGGAAUGUAGGACUCGGUAUACUGGCUGUUGCAAGGCCAUCCCAUUCAGAAAGGUCGAACUCUUGACGGAGACUCACUCAUACAUAGGCCGAAAGCUCUUGAUAAAAGGUUUGUCUGCUCGGGCAGAAACAUAAAGAGCAGGGACAUCGUCAGAGAUCUCAUCAAUUCCCGUAUGGUGGUGGCAACACUUGUGGCCACUGUGACUUUCGCGGCUGGUUUCGCUGUUCCUGGAGGAUUUAAUGGCUCGGACGCAGCCUCCAAAGAUGACCGGGGCAUGGCUACCAUGCUGGACAAUCGUCAGUUCCAGGUUUUCGUGAUUUUCAACACCUUUGCGAUGUUCAGCUCAAUUGCCGCACUUUCCAUCCUCAUCUGGGAGCGGCUAGAUGAAGUGGACAGUUCGGUAUCCGCAUUUAAGGCCACAACGCAACCGCUACAAUGGGCAAUCGUGACGAUGUCCGUCGCUUUCUAUACUGGUGUCGCCUCGACCGUUAGCAAACUCCCGUGGCUUGUGAACAUCAUAACAUUAAUAGGAUUCCUUUUCUUGUUUUUCUCAGUUUCUAGAAUGUUAACUGCCAGUGCUACUUCUCUAGUCUUGUCUAUUCCUACUUGUCGUCGGACGGUCUUGCUUGCUCUCGCUUAUUUUUUUAUGCGGUCUGUUGACGCGUCCAUUGAUGAUGAUGCGGAAGAGGACGGCACGACGAGCGAGACCUCCGCUAGUCGGCCGACGGAUGGUGCUGGUCAGUCGAAGACCGAUGACUCGGCGACAGCAAAAUGUGGGGACGCGCCACAUCCUCCAAGUCACUGAUUCAAUUGAUCAUUCCAUAUUAUCUGUGAUCUGUAUUAAAUACUAUAUAUUUUCCUUGGUGCAUAUGGAUCAUUCUACGGUUGCUUUCCUGUUAUGUCAGAUCAAAGGUGAUUAUUCAA
Molecule: messenger RNA, 2311 nt
Organism: Eucalyptus grandis
Lineage: Eukaryota; Viridiplantae; Streptophyta; Magnoliopsida; Myrtales; Myrtaceae
Product: protein ACCELERATED CELL DEATH 6-like
Exons: 4
Coding region: 63-1055 (330 amino acids)
Cellular component (GO): plasma membrane
Molecular function (GO): protein phosphatase regulator activity; protein phosphatase 1 binding
Source: RefSeq, a predicted model, not a curated record